Penicillium coprophilum is the source of this 2289-nucleotide messenger RNA. RefSeq names its product putative TBC domain protein. Bases 1 to 2289 code for a protein of 762 amino acids. Gene Ontology annotation, molecular function: GTPase activator activity. The record is from RefSeq and is a predicted model, not a curated record. Gene Ontology annotation, biological process: activation of GTPase activity. The transcript is spliced from 2 exons. Lineage: Eukaryota; Fungi; Ascomycota; Eurotiomycetes; Eurotiales; Aspergillaceae.
AUGACCACCGUUUGCCCAACACCCAAUUCUCCCCCCGAGCUCUCCGGGUCCAAAUCCUCCAAAUCCUCCUCUUUUCAUUCCUCCUCCCACCCAGAUGGUCCGGACAGUAUCUUUACGGACAUCUCGAAUUUCGAAGACAUUGGGUUGGAAGAUGAUACCGAUCUGUCGUACGCCGACCAGCCAGGAUCCUACGGCCGCCCCGGGGUAGUCGCGCGGUCGCCUGCCGCCAGACUGUCAAGCAAAGUCCCUGUGGCCUCGACUCGCGAUUUGACUGCGACCCUGAAUUCUCGCAAGCGGACCCCCCUACCCCCGAUUUCGAGUGGGUCAGCCAGGCCACCUCAAUUGGCAGGCUCCCUCUCAGUGAGAACUGGAAACCGGAGAGGCUCAGGAAACACAUUGCAUUCACCCGGCUUAGCACCAUCGCAACCUCGCCGUUCAAGAUCUGUCUCACCACUACGACCGACAUCCAGCCGCUCUGUUUCGAGUACCAGCCUAGCUUUAUCGCCGCUAUCCGCACGAGUGCCCAUCCAGAAACAAACCUGGCAACCGAAUCGCAAAUCGCUCAAAGACCUGGAGGAAGAAUACCAUGACUCGGACGACGAACUACCGGACGAUGCAAGUCUGUGGAACAUUCCUAUCUCUCCGCGCCCAGUUCAGGAUCGGACUCCAUCACGGCCUACUAGUCCGAAUGGUCGCAGUCCCGGGGGUAGUCGCAGUCCCGGACGGCGACCUCUGCCUAUUCAGCAUACCGUAGCAGAAACCGAUAAGCCAGCGUCACCCGGAAACACCGCCAAGGCAUCCCGCAUGAAGCGUAUACAGCGAUCGAGCUCCGCAGGACCGGAGCGUGGACAACUCUCGCCACGCAACCCUCGCACCUACUCGUAUAACAGUUUCCUAUCUGACUUGUCUGAGGAGGCAAAGAUCAUCACUGAAGCUCUGGAGCUGCAUGCUGAUGAUAGCGAUCGGAAGCGGGAGGAGCAUAUUCAAGCCGGCGCUCUGCGGAAGUCCAGUGAGGACUCACAUCGCGCAUCCCGUGAUACUGUCGCUUUACCGCCUCUGCAGAAGUCCAAUAUUAUGAUUGAUCCGCUGCCAAUUAGCAAGGAGAAAGAAAAGGUUCUGACGCGGACACGCCCAAGCUGGCUUCCGCCUAAAGACCAGAAGGAGGAGAAAAAACACCUGAGGCAGUAUCAGCAAAUGAUGGCCCAGUCUCGAGAAAUCGAGAAACGAAAAGCUACUAAGGAAGCAAAUGCCCAAUGUGAAAAGGACAACACCCGAGUAACACUGCAGAACAUUUGGGAUGAAUACGUGUGUCCUAACUGGGAGCGAGCCCUCCGAGAGCCCCGAAUUCGUGAGCUAUGGUGGCGCGGAAUUCCGCCUCGCAAUCGGGGCUCCAUAUGGAAGAAAGCCAUUGGCAACGAACUAGAAUUAACAGAGGAAACCUUUACCAAAGCGCUGCGCCGAGCAAAGGAUCUGCAAAGCAAGAAAGAUGCAGAAAACGAGAGCAGCAAACGACUACUAGACUGUUUUGAAGCAAUCGAAACAGACGUGUCCAAGGCCUUCCCAGAUCUGAAUCUGUUCCAAAAAGGCGGUCCACUACGAGAAACCCUCAUCGACGUUCUACAAGCAUACUGCAUGUACCGCAGCGACGUAGGCUAUAUCCACGGCCUGCACACCAUCGCCGCUCUGCUCGUUUUGCAAUUCCCUACCCCCGCUUCCGCCUUCCUCGCCAUGGCCAACGCUCUCAACCGUCCUUUACCCGUCGCCUUCCUCACUUGGGAUCGAGGCGCCAUGGCCCGCUCCUACACACUAGCCACAGACACCUUGCGCUACAAGUUCCCCCGUCUAUACGCUCACCUUGUCGAAACCCUCCACUUCUCCGAGGCAGAAAUUUGGGAGCCGAUCUUCCGCUCGCUGCUGACAAACGGCCUGGACCUCGAGCGCAUCUCCCGCGUCUGGGACUGCUGGGUCUUCGAGGGCGACCGCAUCAUGAUCCGCUCCGCCGUCGCCGUCUUGGGCUGUCUUCAAGCCCAGCUAUUCUCCUUCCACCAAACCGAUGACCAGUCUCGUCUUGCUGUGCGCGACGUGCUGGGCUGGGGUCCCCGCAAUCUCGGAGCAAAUAUCCAGAAACCCAAAGAUCGGCACAGCGCCCCUGCCGCAGCUGGCUUUGGCGGUGGGCAGAUCGAGAACCCUGGUGUUGCUGAUUAUUGGGUCCUUACUGCUGCAGGUAACGAAGAUGGGUUUAUGCAUGCCGUUCGAGAGGCCGGGAAGGUUCGUCAGCCAAUCUCAUAG